Molecule: messenger RNA, 1302 nt
Organism: Mesorhabditis belari
Lineage: Eukaryota; Metazoa; Nematoda; Chromadorea; Rhabditida; Rhabditidae
Source: the annotation of a GenBank genome assembly
AUGAGAUGGCAAGAGCUCGAAAACGAGAUGAAAGGCGAUUAUGAUCAGAAACAACGAAUGAAGAAUCAUCGACGAUUUGGUGAUAUGUAUUUGACACCAGAAAAACCUGAAGAUGUCAUGCCACCAAAAGAUUUGGCCGAUAUGACGAGGAAGGAGACGGGAGCUUUUCCGGUUGAUUUGCACACAAAUCACACUCAAAUGCGCUACCUUGAUCACUCAUUUGACAAUAUUCGACGUUUCAAGAGAUACACCCAUUUUCAACAUUUGCAAUAUGAUCAGAGAAUGAUCCCUGAAAGAUUACUUUUCCUUGGUCCCGACUUGGCGGCAGCUCACUUUCUUGUUCAUCGAGGAGCGGCGAUAAAAUUUCUGGAUGACGAUAUUUGGUAUAAAAGAGAUAAAAAGGGCUACAGUCUUCCUGGCCGUAAAGUCCCGGGUCUCUUCAUUGAAGCCAUUGAUGCAUCUGGCACUGAGUUGAUGUUUGAAGGAUUUGAAAACCUUCACGAUUUAAGUCAUUUACGAAUGCUACGACUUGCCAAUUGUGAAUACAUCGAUGAUUGGGUAAUGGGAAAAAUUGGAGGAAGUAUGCCAAAUUUGGAGAUGCUCGAUUUGUCCGGUUGUUAUAAAAUCAGUGCAAAAGGUCUAAUGGGUUUAAAGCAUUUGAACAAAUUGCGUUAUUUGCGCCUUGAAGGACUGUCACAUGUUAAAGAUCUUGGUCAAGCAGCUCUCCUACUUGAAGAAGCGAUUCCAAAUUUGACGGUACUCGGCGUUGACUAUGUGGAACAAAUGGAGAAUUUGGAGGCUGAGACGAGACUUUUGGAAAAUCCGAGAGUGGUACAAGAUGCUAGAGGAAACGCCUUUGCUGAAGACGAUAAUGGCCGCCUCUUUUACUUGAAUGGCUCGAUUAACGAAAGAACAGCUGUUGAUGAUGAGGAUCGACCCAUUAUGACAUCAACUAUUAGAAGGGAAAUCCCCGAAAUGGAUGAGGUGGAAUUCGAGAAAUUGGAUCGAUUAUCGGGUGGAAAAUUGAGGCAUAUGUUACUUGGAUCACCAAGUGGACAUUUAUGGGGAGAACAAGUUGAACGAAUCCUGCAACACGAGGCCAAGCUAUUGACGGAAGACUCGAUACCGGUCGACCCGAAAAUGUUGCCGAAAGAGAAAAGAACAUUGAGAUUACCGCCGAAUUUGGAUGAACGAGAAGAAUGGAAGAGUAUACUACAAAGUGAAAUGAUCAAAUUUAGCAAAGAGAUUGCCGAUCAAGAAACCUCCCCACCAAAGAAAUUGAUCGAAAAACAAGGAAAUUUG